AUGAAUGAAUUACCAGUCGAAAUAUUAGUAGAAGUUCUAUCAAGACUCCCUUACAAGUCCCUUUGCAGGUUCACCUGUGUUUCCAAAGAAUGGCAUAGCUUGAUUUCUUCUCCAGAUCCUGGUCUCGUCAAAGAUUUGCGUCACCGUCUUCAUCCAAACCCUUAUUUAUAUAUUUGGGAUUUUAACAAGUAUUUUGAUGACGAUAGACUCACUCUUCGCUUGUCCAUUGUGGACAUAGCUAAUGAAAGGAUUCAGGAAAAUCACUAUCUCCCUUAUGGGUAUUCUAAUUUCUAUUACUUGGUUUCCUGUCAUAAUUUUAUAUGUUUUGUUGGGAGUAUGAUUUCUAUCCAUAAUCUAAGCACCCAAGAAACAGCAGUGGUGCCGGAUACUGUUGAUUAUGGUGAUGUAGGUUUUGGCUACUCAUCACUUUCAAACGAAUACAAAGUGGUUAAGUGGUUUAUGCAGGACGCCGAGGGCAUAAGUAUGGGGUGCAAAAUUUUCAGCCUAUCUGAUCGUCUCACAUUCAAAUCAGAUUCGUGGAGAUUAACUGAAACACGCCCUUUUGAAGACCUCAGCGGAAAUCCUGCGUCAGUUAAUGGAGUGAUUUAUUGGCUGAUGUAUACGCAAAACCAUCCGAAUUUUUAUCAAAUGGAUUCGAUUCUUGCCACGGAUUUGGAUAAGGAAGAAUCAGAAAUCAUUUCAUGCCCAGAGCUCAGUCCUUCUACCCGUGCAUACUUGCUAGAGUUAAAGGAGUGUUUAUAUUUGGCACAUUGUUCGUCGGAAAAAGCAAUCGUGGAAAUGUGGAGGCUGGAGGACCCAAAAAAUUGUGUUUGGGUUUCAGAAUAUUACAUCAAUCUUUCAUCCAUACGCUACGCCAUUGUGCCACUAACAAGUGUAUUGGUGGGCCAUGUUGAAAAGCUUGUUUUUAUACCAUCAGGAGGCCGAGCUCUCCUCUACUAUAAUGUAGAAACCGGUACAAUGAGUACACCCGACAACUUGGUGCACUUAAAACAGCAUCGGCUUGAACUCCCCUGUGUUUUGAAGUACAUGGAGUUCUAA
This is a messenger RNA of Fraxinus pennsylvanica, 1059 nucleotides long. Lineage: Eukaryota; Viridiplantae; Streptophyta; Magnoliopsida; Lamiales; Oleaceae. The record is from the annotation of a GenBank genome assembly.